Messenger RNA from Pseudomyrmex gracilis, 2382 nucleotides. RefSeq names its product transcriptional activator protein Pur-beta (gene Pur-alpha). Gene Ontology annotation, molecular function: RNA polymerase II transcription regulatory region sequence-specific DNA binding; purine-rich negative regulatory element binding; DNA-binding transcription factor activity, RNA polymerase II-specific. The transcript has 8 exons. The record is from RefSeq and is a predicted model, not a curated record. Bases 753 to 1904 code for a protein of 383 amino acids. NCBI's taxonomy places the organism in Eukaryota, Metazoa, Arthropoda, Insecta, Hymenoptera, Formicidae. Gene Ontology annotation, cellular component: nucleus. Gene Ontology annotation, biological process: regulation of transcription by RNA polymerase II.
CGUGUCGCACUCUCUCUUUCUCCAUCUCUCCUUCCCUUUCUUUUUCUUCCUUUUCAUUCCCACUAAUCGUGAUUGUAGAGGGCGGGAGGGGGAGAGGAAUCGGAGAGAAGACAGAGGAGCGAGAGCGAAAGCGGGCGAGCGAACGUGCGAGUGCGAGCGCAAGUCGUGGAAGCAGCGCGAGCGUGCGGAAGAGUGGCGGUGUGUCAGCGUAAAGCGAGCGAGCAAGUGAGCGAGCUAGACGAGCGCGUGCGGUGGUGGUGGUGACGACUGGUGCCGUGGACGGACGGACGAACGGUCGGUCGGUCGGGCGAUCGGUCGGUCGGUCGACGGUCGGGCUGUGGUGUAUGGAAGAACGAAGGAAGAAAGUGCAAAAUUCGCAGUGUGUUGUGUCGGCUGCGGAGUGAGAAAAAGAUACGCACGCGGAGGGAAUAGUGUGUGUGGCGGCUCGGUUUGCUGGCAAAUCUGAAAGGAGGAAUUUAUCAUCCGUCGUCUCGAAGGGGUCUCGCGCGCGUCUCCACGGGACUGGUGUGUCAAAGGAAUCUGUCUUUCUUCUCUGUCUCGCGUUUAUCUUGCGUACACGUUCUCUAUCUCUCUUUCCUUCUCUCUCUCUCUCUCUCUCUGUCUCUCCUUUCUUUCUCUCUCUUCUUUUCUCGUCACCGAUCGCCGGGGGACCUAUUGGUCGAGAACACGUCAAGGGACGACGACAACGCGUGGACAUUUAACCAAGAAAGGAACGUGUUGCGAAGAGCACAAUGUCCGAUCGAGAGAGCCUGGACGAUCAGCCACAAAAAUAUGGAAACCCAGGUGGCAUGGAUGCUGGAGGUGCAGACUUUGAUUCCGGUCAGCAAGGUCAACAAAGCGAGCAGGAACUGGCGACGAAAAUGUUGCAAAUUCAAAGUAAAAGAUUCUACCUUGAUGUAAAACAAAAUAGACGUGGAAGGUUUAUCAAAGUCGCCGAGAUUGGAGCAGAUGGAAGAAGAAGCCAAAUCUACCUAGCACUCAGUACAGCAUCUGAAUUCCGGGACCACCUGUCGACGUUUAGCGAUUUUUACGCAUCUUUAGGUCCGCCAAAUCCGGAAAACGUACCAGACGACGGAAAAUUGAAGUCAGAGAUGAUGGUGAAGGAUAAUAGGCGAUAUUACUUGGAUCUCAAGGAGAAUUCUCGCGGCCGUUUCCUGCGGGUGAGUCACCCUGUGUCGCAGACGAUAACACGAGGAGGUCCCAGAACGCAGAUUGCAAUACCAGCACAAGGCAUGAUCGAGUUUCGCGACGCAUUAACGGAUCUUCUCGAAGAAUUUGGAACGGACGAUGGUGGUUUUAAAGGAGAUUUGCCGGAAGGGCGUUACAUGCGCGUGGAUAGCAAGAAUUUCUAUUUUGAUAUUGGCCAAAACAAUCGAGGCAUCUAUAUGAGAAUUUCUGAGGUAAAGACGAAUUUCAGGACAGCUAUUACUGUACCGGAAAAGUCUUGGGCGCGUUUCCGUGAUAUAUUCGCAGAUUAUUGCGAAAAGAUGAAGGAAGGCGGCGGCGGUGUUAACAGCGGCGGAGGAGGAGGAAGUGUAUUGUCCGAAGGGAAAGGCUCGGUGGUGGCACAGAUCGCGCGAUGCAAGUCUACCGGCGACAGAGGCAGAACGGAGAAGCGCCAGAGCGAUCAGCGGCAGCGCGAGGUCCUGAAAAGACGAAGGUCCUUGUCGCACAACGUGGGGUCAUCACCCGUCGCUCCUGUCAAGUCCGUUUCCGCUCCCGUCACCACCAAUAUGCCAGCAUCCCUGUCCUGCUCCACCACCGUCUCCACGUCAUCCAGCAAGUGCACGCUGUCCGACGAAACAGUUUCCGAUUCCAAAAUAUCUCGCGAGAUUCAAACAAUUCCGGUUCACACAAUUCCGUCGCAAUUGAUUCGCAUAUGAAUUUGCAAAUUUUUUGUUGACAAACCGACAAAAGUAAUCACAAAAUUUAUAUGUUCCGCUAUUAUAUUUAACUUAUUACGAUUACACACACGCGCGAUUGCUAUAUCUCUUUCAUCCCAUAAAUAUUUAGUUUUGCGAAGCAUUGAAAAGUUUUCUUCCGCGGUCCUUCAACCUUACUAAUUGAAGAGUGAAAAAAAAAAAAAAACAGAAUUGCGUGUAUAGAAAAAUGUGUGUGUCAGUCCUAAAUAUAAAUUAGACUUUGUUAAGUUUAGGCGGCGCAUCAGAAGUCACGAGAAAGCGCGUUUUACUUUUGUAUUCCGCAAUUUUGUGUUACACAUCGAUAUAGUGAAUGUGUUUGCUUUCUUUUUAUUUGUAAAAUGAGAGAAAUAUUCGUUUAUAAGUUUGCAUUUAUGUGUUGUGUUACAUCGAAGAGAGAGAGAGAGAGAGAAAGAGAGAAUGUCUCUUUUCAUUUUUUGUU